This is a messenger RNA of Schistocerca piceifrons (Central American locust), 1659 nucleotides long. Its product is annotated as late embryogenesis abundant protein ECP63-like. The transcript is spliced from 3 exons. Bases 1 to 1659 code for a protein of 552 amino acids. NCBI's taxonomy places the organism in Eukaryota, Metazoa, Arthropoda, Insecta, Orthoptera, Acrididae. The record is from RefSeq and is a predicted model, not a curated record.
AUGGGGCCACAAACAUUACAGAUGAUGAAACCGACCACACACCACAGAAAUGAGGAAACCGACUACACAUCACAGAAGUCUGAAAGACCAAAAGAUGUCACACUAACACAUGGGGCCACAAACAUUACAGAUGAGGAAACCGACUACACAUCACAGAAGUCUGAAAGACCAAAAGAUGUCACACUAACACAUGGGGAUACAAACAUUAGAGAUGAGGAAACCGAGUACACACCACAGAAGUCUGAAAGACCAAAAGAUGUCACACUCCCACAUGGGGCCACAAACAUUACAGAUGAGGUAACCGACUACACAUCACAGAAGUCUGAAAGACCAAAAGAUGUCACUCUAACACAUGGGGAUACAAACAUUAGAGAUGAGGAAACCGAGUACACACCACAGAAGUCUGAAAGUCCAAAAGAUGUCACACUAACACAUGGGGCCACAAACAUUACAGAUGAGGUAACCGACUACACAUCACAGAAGUCUGAAAGACCAAAAGAUGUCACACUAACACAUGGGGAUACAAACAUUACAGAUGAGGAAACCGACUACACAUCACAGAAGUCUGAAAGACCAAAAGAUGUCACACUAACACAUGGGGAUACAAACAUUAGAGAUGAGGAAACCGAGUACACACCACAGAAGUCUGAAAGACCAAAAGAUGUCACACUAACACAUGGGGCCACAAACAUUACAGAUGAGGAAACCGACUACACAUCACAGAAGUCUGAAAGACCAAAAGAUGUUACACUAACACAUGGGGAUACAAACAUUAGAGAUGAGGAAACUAAGUACACACCACAGAAGUCUGAAAGACCAAAAGAUGUCACACUAACACAUGAGGCCACAAACAUUACAAAUGAGGAAACCGACUACACAUCACAGAAGUCUGAAAGACCAAAAGAUGUUACACUAACACAUGGGGCCACAAACAUUACAGAUGAGGAAACCGAGUACACACCACAGAAGUCUGAAAGACCAAAAGAUGUCACACUAACACAUGGGGAUACAAACAUUACAGAUGAGGAAACCGAGUACACACCACAGAAGUCUGAAAGACCAAAAGAUGUCACACUAACACAUGGGGCCACAAACAUUACAGAUGAGGAAACCGAGUACACACCACAGAAGUCUGAAAGACCAAAAGAUGUCACACUAACACAUGGGGAUGAGGAAACCGAGUACACACCACAGAAGUCUGAAAGACCAAAAGAUGUCACACUAACACAUGGGGCCACAAACAUUACAGAUGAGGAAACCGAGUACACACCACAGAAGUCUGAAAGACCAAAAGAUGUCACACUAACACAUGGGGAUACAAACAUUACAAAUGAGGAAACCGACGACACAUCACAGAAGUCUGAAAGACCAAAAGAUGUUACACUAACACAUGGGGCCACAAACAUUACAGAUGAGGAAACCGACUACACACCACAGAAGUCUGAAAGACCAAAAGAUGUCACACUAACACAUGGGGAUACAAACAUUACAGAUGAGGAAACCGAGUACACACCACAGAAGUCUGAAAGACCAAAAGAUGUCACACUAACACAUGGGGCCACAAACAUUACAGAUGAGGAAACCGAGUACACACCACAGAAGUCUGAAAGACCAAAAGAUGUCACACUAACACAUGGGGGUAACAAACAUUACAGAUGA